AUGAGACAAUUUGAGUAAAAUAUUUAUGUGAAAACAGGUAUUCUAACAAUAUACACAUGGAAUAAUUGUUUAUUACGAUGCAUGCUUUGCGUAAACAUCCCGCUGUUCAAUUGGGGACAGACGAGUUCAAACGCUGUGGUCUUUGUGAUAAAGCGGAUGGGAGCGUGAUAUUCCCCUGCGGUCACCCAGGUUGUAGUGACUGCGUGGCUAGGGGCGAGUGCCAGACUUGUGCACCAUUCAUGGAAUCAAGCUCCGAUCGACCUCUAUUGGAUGGCCUCCACACUAAAGCUUCAUCAUCUCUUCAAGAUACUUUACAACCAGAUGAGUACCAGAGGCAGAGGCUAUCCGAAAAAUUAAGGGUGGAAAAAGAAUUGUUCCCAGAAUGCAUACAAGCUCCUGCUAAGUAUAUCAAUAAGAGGAAAAGCUUGAAUGUGUCUAAGAAGGGUAAAGAAAAUAGACACAGUGCCUUAUUUCCUGGAGAAGAGAUAUCAUCAAGAGAGUUUACAAUGAAUAAAUCAAGAUCAUAUGUUCAAGAAUGGCUGAGCAAGCAAACAAAUACUUCUUUUGGGCCGCAGCCUCGCUCACCCUUCUCAGACCUUAAAGUAAAUACUCACCACAACCAGCCACAUUCCACCCCAGUAAAAGACAAACAAAAAGAAAAUGUUCCAAAGUUAGGAACCAGGCAGUCUAAUAGAAAAAGACCAAGAUUAAAACAGACACCUUCAACACCGAGUAACACAAGUUUAGAAAACUUCUUAAAACCUGUUGAAAAAGCCGAGGCUAAGAAGGCUUGGGGUGCUAAAAGAUUGAAGCAAGAAUUGGAUGACCCCAAGCAUGUGGAAUCCAAAGGGACCGACAAACAUCAAGAUAAUGAGAAUGUAAUUGUGAGUGAAGAAUGCUAUACUAUAGAAGACACGCAGGAUCAGAUUGUUGAUAAAGAUAAAAUGGCUCUCCUAGAAGUGCAGAAAGCCAGUUGCAUGGAAUCUGUGGAAAUAAUAGAAGAAACUGAAGAAAAUUCUCUGCAAUCACACAAAAUGUCUCAUGUGGCAUUUUUUAAAAAGAGUUACCUUUUUGAAAACUGUAAACAAUGCAUGAACACUUUAACUGAUAUUAAAAAAUGUUCACACAAUAAUACUCCGAUUAAGUCUAAUGAUGUCUCUAUAACUGUAGAGAACAAAAGUUUCAUAGCGACUAUCAGCAUAGUUGAUUGUAAUCCUGGUAAAAAGCAGUCAACUGCAGUUCAAACAGUGGAAGAUCCCUUCUUUGGGUUUGAGCAGCCAUCCCAAGAGGAUUCUGCAUCGCUUAUAGCUAAGAUGAAAGAAUAUAUUGAAACUGCAGACUUGCUGAAAGAUGAUAUGCCACAGACUGAUUCUCAAAAGACUUCUUGUACGGAUGUAAUCUUUGAGGAUCAAGUUAAGGAGGAUGAUAAAAACAUCCGGGAGGAUAAUAUGGAUAGAUUUGGUCAUAGCAGUGAACACGAUUUUGGUGUCCUGAAUCCAUUAGAUGGAGCUGGUUUCCAAAACAAGAGGCCCAGGCGAGGCCGCGGCGCCACGCCGGACAGCAACAACUCCUCCGACAAAGAGAACUGUGAUCCCAACAGGCAGAAAAGACAGACUAAAAAGAAGAAAGAUAAAAAAUAAUCCUUAAA
Messenger RNA from Cydia amplana, 1648 nucleotides. RefSeq lists its product as uncharacterized. The record is from RefSeq and is a predicted model, not a curated record. Bases 78 to 1640 code for a protein of 520 amino acids. The transcript has 4 exons. Lineage: Eukaryota; Metazoa; Arthropoda; Insecta; Lepidoptera; Tortricidae.